UUCAUUUUCGGGGAUUCCUAUUCGCUCUGCAACUACAAAUGUCUCCUUUUCUUGGUUCACUGUCUCCCUCCACUCUCUCUCUACCCUCGCCGGCGGUUUAGGGUGGUGCAGGAAUUCAUCGCUCCGUUAAUCGGAUGCUCCUUCUCUGGUGCCGAUGAAGGUAAUCGACGUCGACGGCGUGCCGCAGUUUAAGUUUUCGUUUUCGCUGCCUUCGAGGAGAUGCCUACAGUGGCGCUUCAAGCCAUGCUGGUUUCUGAUUGUGAUGUAUUUGGUGCUUUGCUUUCCGUUUGCGGUGAAGAGCCGUUUGUGCCUGGAUGACGUUCAUGUAUCGCGACACUCUGAUUUGGGAAGUUCAGUCCAUGGUCGACAGAGUUUUGGGGGUUAUUAUGAACCUGGGAAUGUUUGUUCUUUCUCUAGUUCUUUCUGCUUUCAGUCAACUUUGGACGGUUAUAUAGCUCAAGAGGAUGACUGGCGAGUGCCCUCCGUCGAAGCCGCAAAGGGCUUUGAUCAGACAUCCAAGAGCGCAGUUUUCAAGAUGAAUAAUGGAGAGAUUGUUUCUUGCUUUUUAAGGAAUUCUGGAAGCGGAAUCCCUCUUCUGCAAGGUUUUGGAAAUAGCAGUGUUAGUGCGGAUAGAGUGGACUUCUGUGAGGGUUCCCUUUUUCCUGAUCUUUGGAUGAAGGCUUCUAGUGCGCCAAACAGUGACCUUGAUGAGCAUCUAGAUGAGGCGGAGCCAGGAAUUUUUAUAAGUUCCACAUUCUUUCCUGAAAUAGAGAUACGCCCACCAAUUUUGGAUUGGGGGGCCAAAAACAUAUACUCUCCUUCCCUGGAAAUUCUAGAAGUUGUCAACAAGCAUAAUGAGAGUGUUUUAGAUGUCUACGAUCUGUUUAGCUCUAACACACAGUUCAAUGCAUACAGUUUCCAGACACUCUCACUGUCACCAGGAGAAUCUGCAUCAAUUCCUCUCAUUUUCUUACCUAGAUGGUUGGGUUUUUCUUCAGCUCAACUAGUUUUGCAAACCAGCUUUGGGGGUUUUGUCAUUCAUGCUAAAGGAGAAGCUACAGUGUCCCCCUACCAUUUGCAACCUUUAGUGGGAUUUAACAUUUAUACUGGUAAGAAGUUGAGCGGAAACUUGUCACUUUAUAAUCCUUAUAAUGACUUGCUUUAUGUCAAAGAAGUAGCCGCAUGGAUUCCAAUCUCUGGUUCAAAGAAAACUAACUCAGCACAUGUUUUCUGUAGCGCAAAUAGAUUUCAGCAAUAUGACAUUCAAUCAGCUUCUAAUACUGACAGUGAGUGGUUCAGUCUGAGAAGUGGCGAAUUGGGAUCAUCAAGGAUGGAUAUUAGGCCUCAUCAGUACUGGGAGGUGCCACCGAAUAGCUCUGGAGUUAUUUUUGAACUGAAUUUGUGGCCUCAUUUGGGCCAUAAAAUUUCUGGAGCUAUCUGCUUGAAGUUAGGUAAUUCUUCUCAUAGAAGUUUUGAGACAGCAAUACUUCCUAUUGACAUAGAAGUGCGUGAAAAAGAGAGUUACACUGACUCAAGUGGUUCUGUUUCAUUAUACUUCGACGCUUUGAUUCCAUGUCAUGGAAGGAAAACAGUCUAUGCCAUCUCCUUAAGAAAUGAUGCAUCAUAUUUGCUACAUGUUGUAAAGAUCAGUGAAGAAACAAAAUCUUGUAAUAUUUUUGAGAUAAGAUACAUGGAAGGUCUAUUACUUUUUCCUGGGAUGGUUACACAGAUAGCCUUGGUAACUUAUACUCAUCCCCUUAAUUCACAGGAUGGAGGAGCUGAAAACCAUAGUUCAGGUUUGAAUUGCAUGCUUUCUGUAAGGACAAAUGAUUCUGUCAACCCUGAGAUGAGUAUUCCUUGCCAAGAUCUAGUCCUUAGCUCUUGUAAAUAUCAGCAUGGUUUUCAAUCAGAGGGUUCAUAUGUCAAAUUGAUCUCCAAACAUGAGGAUGAGAAAUGUGCGAGUACCAUUGCUGAAUCUCUUGGAAAUGCUCAUGAAGAAUCAUCACAAUUCCAGCCAAUUGAAUAUGAUGAUCUGGUGCUCGACAAUUGGAAAUCUCAAGCCACCAUGAGCAUGAUGUCUGUGCUUGAAGACCAAGAACUGUUGUUUCCAGUAGUUCAAGUAGGAAGCCAUUACUGCAAGUGGAUCAGUGUGCACAAUCCCAGUCAAAAACCAGUUUUGAUGCAACUUCUACUGAACCCUGGGACAAUCAUCGAUCACUGCAAGUCUACUGAUGAGCUUUCAGAACAUACAUUCUUGACCAAAUUUUCGCACAUUGAUUCAGCAGAAAUUCGAGUCGGCUUCUCGAUAGCAGAAUCUGCUGUAACAGAAGCUUUAGUUCACCCUCAAGAUAGCGCUUUAUUUGGCCCCGUCAUAUUUCUUCCUUCGAAUCGGUGCAUGUGGAGGAGCUCUGCUUUGAUAAGGAAUAAUCUUUCAGGUGUAGAAUGGUUUCCACUUCAAGCAUUUGGUGGCUCUCAGUCUCUAGUCAUUCUUGAGGGCUCUGUCCCCAUUUUUAAGCUAGAUUUUGAUCUCCACUUUCUGCUGACUUUUAAUUUAUCUGCCUCGGACACUCUCAUUCCCUUAGAAAAAUCUGCUUCUUUCUGCAGUAAUCUAUUCUUCAAAGAGCUCUUUGCUAAGAAUACCGGCGAGCUUCCUCUUGAAGUAAUUAAAAUGAAAGUUUCUGGAUCUGAUUGUGGCUCCGAUGGGUUCACAAUACAUAAUUGUAGAGGGUUUUCUCUGGCUCCAGGGGAAUCAACAAAUCUUCUUAUUUCAUAUGAAUCAGAUUUCUCCACUUCUGUUAUUCGCAGAGAUCUAGAGCUUGCUAUGGAUACAGGGAUUUUAGUGAUACCUAUGAAAGCAAGCAUUCCUGUCUACAUGCUCAACAUGUGUAGGAAGCCCCUCUUCAGAUCAUUGCAUUGGAAACUAUUUCUAGUGCUUCUUUUUGUUUCUUCCAUUAUUCUUCAUACUCUAUUCCGAAUAAUUCCUCAGUCUUUCUCCCCCUCCAAUGAUGACUAUUUCAUCAAGUUCAGCAAUACUGUGGGAUCCCAACACAAGACUGAAUCUUCUUCACCUCUCCAACGUAACACUAGAAAUUCCAGGGCUUCGCGAGACGACGAAAAAUAUGAGGCGGCUCAUUAUUUCAAUCGUUAUCUUGACUGUGCUCCUGAUCACCGCGAUACAGCUAGAAAGAAGCUGAUUUCGGGAUGCUUAGAUGAUAAAAAAAUUGACAGUUUUUCUCCACAGUUACAAAAUAGUCGCAUAGAAGUUCCUAAUAAUGCCCAUACAUUUGAAAUCCCACAAAAUUGUAAUCUCACCGUCCGAAUUGUGAGAGACAAGGUUCGAAGAAGAAAGAGGAAGCCGAAUGGAGCAGGACUAGCAGCAAAAUUUGAUGUUUCAAGCAGUCAGAGUGGGAAUUCUACACCUUCUUCCCCAUUAUCCCCCAACAUUUCCACUCCUAAACAUUCACUGGCCCAAUCUCCCGACUCUACUGUUCAUCUUUCUACUGACGAAUCCAAUGAACAAUACUGUCUAAGGAAGCCUGGUUCUGAAACUUCUAAUCUUUCAAGAAAGACAGAAAGUGCAAAGUACUCUGAUCAAGCUCUGCCUUCAGUAGCCACCAAAUUCCUCGGAAAGCCGAGUCUGUUGCCGAGCGCCACCUUCCCCGGACCUGGUUGGCGCUCACCUGAUGUGGCUGCUUCGAGCUCCUUGUCUCCAAUAUCUCUUAUCGCUCCGUGUGCACGUGCACCUGGGUCUAAGCUUCGUGAAGAAAAGACGAUAAAGGGCGAUGGGAGCGAUGCAGUUCAGAAAGAUUUCACUUAUGACAUUUGGGGAAAUCAUUUUUCGGAGCACAUGUUUUGUAGAUCGAUGGAGAGCUCUCUGAAGUUGCCAGAUGAUUCAGAAGGUGGCUCUCAUAGUUUCUUCACCAGUGACCCUCAGUCCCCGAUGAUGAUGGCGCUGCCAAGGUCUGUUUCUCCAGGUUUGGAAUUUCCCCUCUGAUGUAAAUUGUUAAUUGAUGAAAUGAAGUGGACUGUUUUGUAACUAGAUAUUUGUCUCCUUAAAAUUUUCUGCAUUUUCAUAAACUUUUUUAUGCCUACUGGCUUUUAGAGUUUUUUCAUAUUGAUACAAAUGGUAAAUACCAAAUGAACAAACUACAGGUGCGCGCCAAUAAAUCUAACAAACUACAGGUGCGCGAACAAACUACCGAUC
Molecule: messenger RNA, 4204 nt
Organism: Phalaenopsis equestris
Lineage: Eukaryota; Viridiplantae; Streptophyta; Magnoliopsida; Asparagales; Orchidaceae
Exons: 4
Coding region: 155-3994 (1279 amino acids)
Cellular component (GO): membrane
Source: RefSeq, a predicted model, not a curated record